Lutzomyia longipalpis is the source of this 927-nucleotide messenger RNA. Its product is annotated as general odorant-binding protein 56d-like. The record is from RefSeq and is a predicted model, not a curated record. NCBI's taxonomy places the organism in Eukaryota, Metazoa, Arthropoda, Insecta, Diptera, Psychodidae. The coding region runs from base 195 to 533 and encodes 112 amino acids. Gene Ontology annotation, molecular function: odorant binding. The transcript has a single exon.
UCUAGACCUGUCAAGAACCUCAAAAUUCUAUUCUUUGAGUUUGUUAAAAUGAAAGCCUCAUUUAUUGUUGUCUUACUCAUUGGCUUUUCAUUGGGAAUUGUAAGUUGAAUUUAAUCCAAAUUCUAACUUUAAAAACGUAAGAAUUUCUCACCCCUACUUUUACACAGAAAGCCCAGUUAGGGAGCCUUAGUCAUAUGCCUCCAAUGAGUCUCCUUAGAGUUCUCUACCCAUGUGCUAGGGAAGUUGGAGUGAGUGAAAUGGAAUUGCUGGCAAUUCGAGAUGGUGACCUAUCGGCCCUUAAGGAUACAACAGGAUGCUUCUCAGAUUGUGUUGCAGGCAAAAUUAACGCCCUCAUUGAUGGAAUAUUCCAUCCUGAUGUAAUCCUCGAACGACUCUCUCGUGUUCUUAAGGAGGAUCAAGCUCUUGCUGUAAUGGAGAAGUGUACAGGAAGACAAGGUGAUGGAGAAUGCCAAAUUACGGGAAUGGUGUUUGAGUGUAUCAUUGAGACUGUUCUUGGAAUAACGUUGGAUUAGAAUUUUGUGGAAAUUUUUUAAAGAAGAUUUUCAGAGAUAAACUCUGUCUGUAGUAGGUCGUGUAGUGAGUUCUUUAGCAGAUUCUUUUGAAGUUUUAAAGAAUAAAAUUAAAGGUUUUAGAGGAAGAAAGUUGUUUGAUUAUUUUCUAAAAUUGGAAAUUUAAAGUGGUUAAGGUUUUCGACUAACGUGAACGUUAAAUAUUUCAAUUUAAGUAAAAUAAAAACUAUUAAAAAUUCCAUAAAUCUCAUAAAGUCAAUUCAUGGACAGAAGAUGUCUUCUUACAGGCAUUAGUUUGACCAAGAUCACUUUCACUUAAAAUUUUUCUCUUAACUCUCUGAAUAUUCUUACAACACUACAAAUUAUUGUGGUGAAAAAAAAGGCAUGGGAAUUAACU